ACUUCCACGGCCGUCCCGGCCGCUCGCCCCAACCCACCAUCUCCGGCGUCGUCGCGCAAGGUGGCAAAAGCCUCUGCUUCCUCUGCGCCCUCCUCCCGGCCCCGGCCGGUCGACCCAUACUACGGACAUGAGGAGACCGCCCUGUUGUGUGCACGCUUUAUCAGCUCGCUGUUCCAGUGCCCCAACAUUCCCAGCGCUACCCACCCAGGUGCGCCAACGCCUUCGUUGGCACACUUUGUCGCAUACGCCCUUCACCGCACGCGUCUUCCAUCCGUCGUCACCUUUGCGGCCCUCUUGUUGUUGCAGCGCCUCAAGACUCGCUUCCCCGCCGCCCGUGGGUCAUCAGGGCACCGUCUCUUCAUCUCGGCAUUUAUGAUCGCAUCAAAGGUCAUUUGCGACGACACGUACUCGAACCAGUCGUGGUGCAUUGUCGGACAAAAGAUGUUCCAGCUCAAGGAGAUCAACCAGAUGGAGCGCGAAAUGUGCGGCUACCUCGAGUGGAACCUCAACGUAUCCGGCGAGGACGUGGCUCAGUUUGAGAGCGAGGUUCGCCUUGAGCACGGGCCACGAUCCAGCAUGCGUCUGUCUUCUGCCGUGCCCGAGGCACCUCUGAGCGUCGCGUCCAUUCCUCACUCGGCGGCCGCUGCCGCCGCGUACCCCUCUCCCGAGGCUACGCCAAAUGUUGCCGCUGCGCGGCCCAUUCGCCCCGUGCCAACACCAUUGUACAAGCGCUCCCACAAUGCUUUUCCAUCCCCAACGUCGUCGGCACGCAACCCAUACCUCAACGUCUCCCCUCAGCCUCCAGCACUAGCCUCGGCUUCUUCGUCGCUUGCGUCGUCGCCCGCUUCAGAGGACUGCAAGACGCCUUCACCAGUGGCAAUGGUCUCAAAGCCAAAGCGGCCAUCAUCCAUGCGCAGC
Molecule: messenger RNA, 918 nt
Organism: Cutaneotrichosporon oleaginosum
Lineage: Eukaryota; Fungi; Basidiomycota; Tremellomycetes; Trichosporonales; Trichosporonaceae
Biological process (GO): regulation of cyclin-dependent protein serine/threonine kinase activity
Cellular component (GO): cyclin-dependent protein kinase holoenzyme complex; nucleus
Molecular function (GO): cyclin-dependent protein serine/threonine kinase regulator activity; protein kinase binding
Source: RefSeq, a predicted model, not a curated record